UCCUUUGCUGCAGAGGCGCCUCCUUGGGUACACAACUAAUGAAGCAAACUAUAAACUCUUCACUUCCAGAACAACUAUAUAUUUAGAAUACGAAGGAACUUCAUUUGUUGAAUGGGAAUUUCCUGACGUGUGUACUGUUAAAAAUAAAAGUUCACCAACAACAGCACUGAAUUGUCCGACUCCUGGGACUUACAGAAUUAAACCAAAAGUAAAGGUUGAGACGUUUGAGGAUAAAGAACGGUAUUUGCCUGCUUCUGACCAUUCUCAUUGUUUCAUGUGGUAUAUAACAACAGCUCCACAAGCAAGCAGAACAGAUCCACUCUCAGUAAAUGAAAGCCAGGAGUUAAUUUUAUGGGUAUACGAUCCUGAAAAUGCAGAUGCUUCUGAACUGAGCCACACUGCAAUUCUUCCUUCACAAAGUUCUCAGGAACUCAGCAAGCUGUUCUGGAAUUUGGGACAGGAUCCUGUUGUUCAUACCUAUUUAAAAAAAGACAAGUACUAUCCUCAGGAGUAUCUAGACUUCGGAUUAUGGACAGUCAAUGUACCUGCAGUACCAGAAGACAUCAUAAUAAAUAUACAUGGAAAGGCAAUAGCAUUUCAGGAAUGCUUUGUUCUAGAUACUCCCUUUGUAAUUCCAAGGCCUAAACAAUCAUUUCCUAGCAAGAAAAAUGCCAUCUCGCUCUGUUCCUCCAGUAAUAGAGACAUCUCCAUUACAUGGUCUGCAUGUUUUCCAACAACAGCUGUUUUAUUAUCAAAUUUUGGAACUUUCUAUACAAAUGAUGGAUUCAAAACUUACGGAGAAAUCAAAGUUCCUUCAGAUGCUUUGACCCAAGACCUAAAUAAUCAUGUAACUGAUGUGGCUCUAACCGUUAAUGGAAUCUUAUUUUUAAUAAAUGGAAGUAUUUAUAAAAGAGAAUCUGCUAUUUUUUUUAAACUUGGGGCAGAACACAAGCUUCCUGAAACAGAAAUAACUGGAAUACAUUCAAGAUACUGGUGUUCAUCUAUCUAUCCACUGCAAAAUGGAAAACAAAUAAGCACUUUGGCAGCGUGGACAUCUCGUGAGCUGUAUCUUGCAUAUAAUGAAAUAUUUAAUAAAAUAGCAGAUACAACAAACUUAGCGAAGUCCUUACAUUUUCCAGACAAAGCUUCUUUAUCUAUAGAGACUGUUAGCUAUGACUCAAUCCCAUCUGAAAUUUCAGUGUUGCUGAUCUGCAAUGGCUGCAGCUCCUCCAGACUGUUUUAUCUGGCGUUUUAUAGUGAAGACAGACAAUUUUGGGGCUUAAGAGAGUUUUACUUACCUGCUCCUCACAGUUCUGGUAUGAGGAUGAUAUAUUUGAAUUCAGCAUUAUCAUCUGGUCUGCUGUGGGACAGUGGGAGCGUUUACUACACCUAUAGAAACAACACAACUAAUGGAUUAUUUCAAGUAUCUGGAUCAAAUCUGUCACUAUCAGAAAUGUCUAAUGGGAGCACUAUUCACCAGAUUAUUCUUGACUACUUUGGAAAUAUUUUGAUAAAAAUGAAAAACAACAUCUUCUUUUCUACAAAAACUGACUUGAGAGAAUUAAUUCGGCUUCCUGUAUGGAUAAAUAGAAAUAAAAAGAUGGUCCUUUAUUUGAAUCCAUCUGCCAGUGUAUACAUAUUAUUAAUUGAUGGUUCUAGAAUAUACCGCCAGACCUAUCCUUUGGAAAUUGAAGUACUUAGCUCUACAAUUAGCUCUGAAAUUUCUUGCUCAAUUAUAGCUUUUCAACACAACAUGGAUUUCAAUGUCUACUAUCUGGACAUGGGAGAUCAACUGACGUUUUGGUCUCAGAUAGUUUUUGAGGAAAAUGUGGAUUUCACACAAGUUCCAAGAUCAAUGGAGGAUGCUGCAGAUUAUGAGACAAACUUCAACAUCUGCAAAUCACCGAACAGUUCCAGCAUAUAUGUUUCUAGCCUGCAAAACAGCUCCAUGAAGGCAAUGGCUUUCUGCAACAACCAUCCUCAGCAUCACCUCUUGAUAGACAUCUUUGCAAGUGGCUGA
Messenger RNA from Struthio camelus australis, 2020 nucleotides. The record is from RefSeq and is a predicted model, not a curated record. NCBI's taxonomy places the organism in Eukaryota, Metazoa, Chordata, Aves, Struthioniformes, Struthionidae.